CAACUAUUGAGAAGCCUUGUGUUGCAGUAGAACAUUGUAUAUACCAAUAGAAAUUAUGAUGCUUGCCAAUUUAAAUAAAUUACCGGUGCGUUAAAGAUAAUAAAUUUCGCUAAGGUUUGGAGAAUCCUAGGACUUGCCCAACGAUGUCCCAGUCCUUUGUCUGUAAAACAGCAAAAUCGUCUUUCAAAAAGAACAACACAAGCUAAACAAACAUGUUUAUGAAUAAAGCAUAAAUUGGGCCAGUAACCCCAAGAUGUAUUCUUUGAACGGAGGUAGGAAACAUAGAAGGUGCUCACAAAAACGAAUUGCUGACUUAUUGCGACUCAACGUAUUUGAAAGGAUUGGAUUUUUAACUACCCAGAAAAUCGUAGAUAUUUGGAUGCAUCCCCGAUUUUUUGUUUUGUUUAAAAAUCUAGGGACUAUUGGAUUUAUGGCUAGUUUGUAUUGGCAUUUUGAUAUUUGCAUUUGGAGAUAUGUCAAGCUGACAGAAACAUAACCUCAGAAUUGUCAAAAUACAAAUCCAAACAUCAAGUAAAAAAAAGCAUUUUGUUAAAAUUUGUUUUCUGCAAUUAAUCGUCUAAAAUAAAAGAUGGGGAAAAGACAGCACCAAAAGGAUAAAAUGUACGUUACGUACACCGAAUGGACAACCUUAUAUGGCGGCAAGAAAAGUGGUGAACCAUCUAAGGAGGAACAGAACUUCAGAAGACUCCCUUUUGAUCAUUGUUGUCUGUCUCUCCAGCCAUUCCGUGUGCCCUAUUGUGAUCUUGACGGAAAUAUAUUUGAUUUAGAGGCUCUAAUACCCUAUUUGAAGAAGUAUAAAACCAACCCUGUUACAGGAAAAUCUUUGGAUUUUAAGUCACUGAUUCAGUUGAAUUUUCAUCGAAAUGAGGAAGGGGAAUUUGAAUGUCCAGUUUUGUUCAAGCCAUUGACAAAAAGCUCACAUAUAGCAACUAUAGCUACUACUGGAAAUGUAUACUUAAUGGAGGCUAUAGAACAACUGAAUAUAAAAAAUAAAAAUUGGAAGGAUUUAAUAACAGAUCAACCAUUUGAGAGGAAAGAUAUAAUAAUCCUUCAAGAUCCCAAUAAACUGAGCAAGUUUAAUAUAUCAAGUUUUCAUCAUAUUAAGAAUAGCUUAAGAGUUGAAACUGAGGUUUUAGAGGAAAUAUCAGAUAAGUCAGACCCACAGGCUACUCUAAAAUCAAUCAACCCAGAAACUAAAUACACAUUGGAAGAGUUGAACAGAGACUAUAAGAAACCAACAAUUGAAAUAAAUAAGAAGGAAAGCACUGCAAAAGCAGAUAAGUUCAAUGCUGCACAUUAUUCUACUGGUGCUGUGGCAGCUAGUUUUACAUCUACUGCUAUGGUACCAAAAUUAGAACAUGAGGCUGCUAUUAUACAUGAAGAUGAAGUGAGGUAUCAAAGGGUCAAGAAGAAAGGCUAUGUUAGACUUGUUACAAACUUAGGUAUAUUGAAUCUAGAAUUACACUGUGACAUGGUUCCAAAAACAUGUGAAAAUUUCAUAAAACACUGUGAAAAUGGUUAUUACAAUGGCACAAAGUUUCACAGAUCAAUCAGGAAUUUUAUGAUACAAGGUGGUGAUCCGACAAAUACAGGAAAUGGUGGAACAUCUAUUUGGGGAAAGGAUUUUGAAGAUGAGUUUCGACCUAACCUGAGUCACACUGGUAGAGGCAUUUUGUCCAUGGCAAAUUCUGGAAAAAAUACAAAUGGAUCACAGUUUUUCAUAACAUUCAGAUCGUGUCGACAAUUGAACAAUAAACAUACAGUGUUUGGAAGAGUGGUGGGAGGUAUUGAAACCUUGAAUGAAGUAGAGAAAAUUGAAGUUGAUAAUAAAGAUAGGCCUAUAGAAGACAUAAUCUUGUUACAAGCACAGAUAUUUGUCAAUCCUUAUGAUGAAGCUGAUGAACAGCUCGCUAAAGAGAGACAGGAGGAUUUAGAAGCACAGCAGAAAGAACUGGCUAAGAAAAAUCAAAAGGCGGAGUCUCAGAAAGAACUAAGAGUAUUUAGAACCGGUGUUGGAAAAUACAUCAAUCCAAAUUCUGCCAAGGGAGAGGAUAAAGAUGUCGAAAAUGAACCAACCAAAAAGAAGAAAAAGACAGUGAAUUCAUUCAAUUUCGAUAACUGGUAAUAUAAUGAAAUGUAACAAUAUUUUUUAAAUACAAUUUAAAUAUUUAUUUUUAUCAUAAUCUAUAGGAUUAAUACAAUGCUUAGUUAUUCCUCAUGAAUACAGUUAGUCUAAUUCAUUUUAUUACAAAUGCGGGGCCCUAAACUUUUUUCUGUGAACAAAUUGAAUAUCAGAAAUUACUGGUUUCGGAAGUUGUUGCUCUUAGCCUAGAUGCGACGAGCUAGCGAAGAGUGCUGCAAUAUGUACCGAUAGAUUUAAUUUGCCAUAUCGACAACUUGGAUUAGAAUUGAACUAGCCUGUACGAUCAAUAGAGUUAUUUCAUUACAUAAUAUGUAGCAGAUUUAUUAUGUUAUAAGUAAAUAUACGCUUGAAAAGAG
Molecule: messenger RNA, 2520 nt
Organism: Acanthoscelides obtectus
Lineage: Eukaryota; Metazoa; Arthropoda; Insecta; Coleoptera; Chrysomelidae
Source: the annotation of a GenBank genome assembly